GACCGACCGUCGUCGAUCUUUGCUGAUACGUUUUGAGUGAGGUUUUAUUUUUUCAUCCAAUAUUAACGGUCGUCCAAAAAAAUCCCAAACGUAAAGCGUAACAAACGCACGGAAUUCCCUUAGAAAAGUUUAACUCGUGUGUAAAAAUGACCAUGGAAGUGGAUAUGAACGAAUUUGUGGUGCCGAACAUGCAGGCCUGGUUCCGGCAAAAUAGUUUCAUUAGCACUCCGGACAACGGGCUGUUGUAUCAUUCGCGAUCCGACGUGAAUUAUGUCGCCCCACUGAUGAAGGACCAGAUGCCCCGGGUGAAAAUAAUCAGCGUAAAAUCCACAAUUAAAGCCUUGGCGUGCUCUCCGGAUUGGAGCGAACGGCGCGAGUUUGCCACAUUUGACGAACAGAACAAUCUCCAGGUGUGGGAUGUGGACCAAGAAACGGCAAUCAAAGGACACAAGGGACACACGUACAAGCUUCGCCGGGGAGAGAGUCGUGGUGGUCAAAGCAACGAUGUUACCUCGGCAAUUUGUUUCACCGAGACACAGAAGAUCAUAUCCUGUGAUUACUCGGUCAUGAUUGUCUACUGUCUUGUGACGGAUUCGUACAAAACUUACGGGGACCUUUUCAAGCCAACCCAAACAGUGGUGGUCCUCUCGCCAUGCCCGUCCGAUCGAAACGUGUUCGCCGCCGGAUUGAAGAACGGGCUGAUUGUUAUCUUUUCGCUCCAGAAUAUGGAGGUUUUGCGAAACAUGCGAGGGCACGACACGGAAAUUGUUUCGAUUGAUUGGAAACAGGUGCGGGUUAAGCCAGAACAAGCAAACGCCAGUUGGCGACGAGAAGAACGCCCUAAAAAGGAAGCUCGUAAAAAGGAUCGAAGAUCGACUGCAAAACCAGCAAAUACACCAACCGAUGCGAACACAUCUGAUAUAUUCGAUAUCUAUGAUUAUGACGACAGCAAGGAAGAGUUUGGUACUAUCAUUAAUCGGGAGACGUCAAAUUACGACCAACGGGAUCGAUUCCGGGAGAAAGUUCACAUGACACCUGGUUUCAAUUUUCUAGAGGAGUGUCAGAAUCUGAAAAAGGAUCUAGAUGAGGCCAGACAGAAAGAAAAGGAGAAUCCAAAUGACGAUGCAGCAGAAGAUGCGGAGAGGCCUGGUGAGAUAAACACCGACGACGAGAAUGAGCUAGACGAGGCAGAGAAAUUCCGAGAUUUUAUUAUCGUUGACGAAGACGGCAAGGAAGGUGUGGAGCACGAAAAGGACGACGAAGAGGAAGGAGAAACAAGGAUGAUUCUGGUAACCGGUAGUCGAGAAAAUGUUAUUUUCUUCUGGGAUCAUGACACCGGAUUAGCUGUCGACAAGAUAAUGCUAGCCAGCAAUCAACACUCCAACAAACGGCUGUUCCCAGGAAUAUUUAUAACAGUUGCAUGGGUGAAUCCGUCGAAGGUUGUGGCUAAUACCGUCUCCGGGCACGUGUUCGAAUGGAAUUUGUCGUUCUUUUAUCAGGGAUCACGAGUACGAAUGACCGCUACGCAAGGCAUCCGAUACCCAGUUGAUAUGGUUUUCUAUCUGAUACGUUCCCGUGGUUCUAUAGAAGAGAACAAUCCAAACACGGAUUACGUCUGGUGCCAAUCAAUCAAUCGUAAAAUCUUUGGGCUCCGGGCGGCCACCGACAGGCCACAAAUUGUCGUCGAUCUUAGUUGUCUGGCCACCGGAAAUACGUGCGUCACUGAGAAUCCGCUGGAAUCGACGAUUCUGGGUAUUGGAUGUGUCGAUCGAAAUCUAGUCACGAUUAAUCUGGCCAGCAUGGCGUACAACGAAGUCAACUGCGUUCGAUUCAUGAACAAAAUUUGCUCCAAAGUGACGGCUCUUGCGUGGCAUCCAGAACGGGAGAAUUUCAUUGCUUUCGGUACUGCCGAAGGUCGCAUUGGUUUGCUAGAUACCAAUAGCCCAAACAAUGUUCCCGUUCUGCUGAAUUCGUUCCUCUCGACCGACGUGUAUACUCUCAAGUGGUCUGAAAUGACGGACGAGUUUUCGCAGAAGAGCAUUGUGUUGUUCGCGACGGGAAAGUCCAAACUAGCAUACUACAAAAUGAUUGGAGCUCACAAGCACGAUCCCGUUGAGCUGCAACAGUUUGGAAUGGUUUCUUGCGUUUCGGCCUUCGGACAUUAUUUAUUCGUUGGUACACAGGACGGUUUUGUAUUUGUGAACGAUGUGAAUAACUGCCUAAAACAGUUGUACCACCGGAGCAUUUCACGUCGAUAUAUUUGCUCGAUGCAGUUUAAGGACAACGUGCUGUCUGUAGCUUCGAAUGAGAACCAUAUUCGAUUGAUCGAUUUCAGCAAAGGAAUGGAUGAUAAAGUGGAUGACAACAUAACGCUACUCGAGGGUCACACCGAGGGAGUGUGCUGCCUGCGAUGGGGUCACGGAGAGAGCAAAUUGCUCGUAUCCGGAAGCUUUGACAAUACGGUCCGCGUGUGGGAUACGGUGAACUGCAGUUGCAUCGCACUGUACCGCAACACUGAUUCGGUGUACUGCGCCAUCUUUUCACCGAUCCAGGAAAACAUUGUGAUUUUGACCGGAAAAGGGACAACGCUGGCAUUCUUUGACUACACCAAAUAUCCUGUCACGCAGAAUGCGUUGGCGAAAAAAACACGUCCUCCGGUUAGGUGGGCAACCGAAGAAGAUAGAAACGACAAGAAAGCAUCCAGGGAUAAACGACGAGCCGGCAAGCCUUUGGAACAGCUACAAAAGUCGAUCGGUGCGAUGAACAUCACGGAAAACGUUGUUGAUACCAAUACAGUGGCACCAGACGUCGUGCCAACGGCACCGGUAAAUGGGCAAUUGAAACAAGACUCGAGUUUAGAAGAAAAAUCUGACGCAAAACGAGUGACAGAAGUGGACGAGUUGGCAGAGCACCUGAAGGCAAUUAAAUUCAAGGAGAUCAAACCGGUUGAGUUGAAAUCCAAUGUGCCCACCACUUUCCAUCUGGCGAAUAGAGAGAUCAAUAAACCUACAGAUGUCCUGGCGUGUUUGAUGAAGUUGAUCAAUUACGAGGAACCGAAUGAGGAUGAUCUGGUUGAGGACGGCGUUGAGGGAGAAUCUCCAAAAAUAGCUGAAAGCGAAGAAAAGCGAUAUUUUAAUGAGAAACUGUUCAUGAGCGAGAAGGAUCUUAAGGAGCUUAUCGACGACGAAACUAAAAAUCAUGCUAUCGCAAAAACUUCAUCGAUCGGAGCGAUACUUUUGCCUCAGAUUGGCUUUCGAUUGAAGGAGGUUAUCAUUCAAAGGAUUGCAUCAAAAAGAUUAACGGAUCAGCUGGUAGCAUUAGCACCGUCAAUUUCUUACGAAUUUUGGCGUAAAUGUUGUGAAGCGUACGGCUAUCAACUUUUGGAAAAACAAUAUCCAUUAGCCUCGAUUCCCUAUUUUCUGGCUAGUCAUAAGAUUACCGAAGCGAUUGAUUACCUUUGCAAGCACAAGUAUUUCCGCGAAGCUUGGGCCAUUUGCAAACUGCGGAAGGCUCACGACGAUCCCAUUUACGAACACGUUGCUAGGGAAUGGGGCAAGUACCUGGAGAGCUCUGGCAAUUUCGAAGGAGCUGCCCUUGUCUGGACCGCCUCGAAAAACUAUAAAAAUGCCGUUACCGCGCUUUCCAAGCGAAAAGAAAUCACCGAAGAUAUUCAGAGUGCCAUCGAUGCGCUGAACGUGAAACUAACUUCGACAGAUAACUGAUCAACAUGUGACCUGCAUUUUUCCAAGAAAGGUGAAUUAGCCUAUCUUAUAUUUAUUUAUUGUUUUCUCCAUUAUCACAUAGGUUCGGCAGUUAAAAGUUGAACGAAAUUUGAGUAAAAAAAAUGAAAUCUCAAA
Messenger RNA from Armigeres subalbatus, 3857 nucleotides. RefSeq names its product protein rigor mortis. Bases 147 to 3722 code for a protein of 1191 amino acids. Gene Ontology annotation, cellular component: SMN complex; nucleus. Lineage: Eukaryota; Metazoa; Arthropoda; Insecta; Diptera; Culicidae. Gene Ontology annotation, molecular function: protein binding; mRNA 3'-UTR binding. The record is from RefSeq and is a predicted model, not a curated record. Gene Ontology annotation, biological process: spliceosomal snRNP assembly. The transcript has 11 exons.